GGUUCUGGUUGUGUUUAUGACUUGAAUUUGGCGAGGAGCAGCUUGGAGAAGAGGUUUGGGUUCACCAAAAGGGUUCUGCUGAGUUAUGCAUGGUUGGCAUGGAAUGUGAAAAUUGUUGAAUGGAUAUAUAGACAAUGGCUUCUCAUGGUGAAGCUAGGACUAAUGGCACUCAGUCUCAUUUCCAGCCACUGGAGCGGCAGAACUCAUUGUACAACCUCACUUUGGAUGAGGUCCAAAAUCAGUUGGGUGACCUGGGGAAACCCUUGAGUAGUAUGAAUUUGGAUGAACUUCUAAAAAAUGUGUGGACAGCUGAGGCCAACCAGUCUACGGGUACAGAGACUGAAGGCACGCAGUUGUCCAGUCAAACUUCCCUGCAACGGCAGGCAAGCUUGUCACUCACUGUAGCUUUGAGUAAGAAGACAGUUGAUGAAGUUUGGAGAGACAUUCAGCAAAGCAAGGCCAAUGGAGAAAGGAAGUCUAAGGAUAGACAACCCACUUUGGGAGAGAUGACAUUGGAGGAUUUUCUGGUUAAAGCAAGGAUUGUAGCCAAAACACAUAUGGAUAAUAACCGAGAGGUUGCUAUUGUUGACCCAAAUGUAGCGUCGUCGUUUCCCCAACAAGGUCAAUGGUUGGAGUAUCAGCAUGCACAAUUCCAACAUCCACAACCAAAUAUGAUGGGGAUGUUCAUGCCAGGUCAGCCUGUACCCCAGCCGCUCCACAUGGGGGCUGGUUCUGUGAUGGAUAUUGCGUAUCCAGAGAACCCAGUUCCAAUACCUCCGCCUCUAAUGGGGACACUGUCGGAUUCACAGAUGCCUGCAAGGAAAAGAGGUGCACCAGAUGAAGUUGUUGAGAAGAAUGUUGAAAGGAGACAGAAGAGGAUGAUAAAAAAUCGAGAAUCGGCUGCUCGUUCAAGAGCUCGGAAACAGGCCUACACAAAUGAGCUAGAGAAUAAAGUUUCUCGCCUCGAAGAGGAAAAUGAAAGACUGAGGAAACUAAAGGAGCUGGAGAAUAUAUUGCCGAGUGCACCGACACUUGAACGAAGAUAUCAGCUGCGGAGAACUUCGUCAUCCCCAUUCUAACUAAUGUUCCAUGCAUAACUCUUCUCCAUACAUUUGAUGAAAUUUGUUGAAGGCCUUGUGCUUGUAAUUGAAAUGACCAGAAAAACAAAGGGAAAAUAGAAGAAGAAGGAGACAGAAGUUGAGUAGGGGUAAUGUUCUCGUUGGGUAUCUUUUCCCCCUUUAUUUUUAUAGCCUUUUAGAGGCAGCUAUUGUUGCUUGCUUCUCAAUCUCAUGAGGGGUAUUUCUUUUUUUUUUAUUACUUUUUUUUACCAUUUCUAAUCUUUGUAUCUUUGUGCAAAGUCGAGGGAGGUUAGAAUGUUUAAGUUGGAGAGAUAAAGUUUGUAGUUUGUUGCUUCAAUGAGUGUCCUGGGAGAAGAAGAAAGAGGUCCAUAUUUUUAUAUGCAGUUUUCCAGUUGUUUACUUAUUAGAACUUGCUGCUGGUACAUUGGAAGAAGCCAAGAACACUUACUUUAAGAGCUCAAACAUCACAAGCGAGGAAUAAGCUAAACAAUGCAAAGCCAAAAUA
Messenger RNA from Linum tenue, 1584 nucleotides. The record is from the annotation of a GenBank genome assembly. Lineage: Eukaryota; Viridiplantae; Streptophyta; Magnoliopsida; Malpighiales; Linaceae.